AUGUCCCUUAUGUCAGAGACCAUAUAUCUUGCUGCAGUCGCAACAAUGGCCAGCAGAGCAGCAUCUGUACCUGUAACUAAUGGACAAGAUGAGACAGUUUUGACAAAGGCUAUCCCUCCAGGUCAAGCAGUCGCACUGUGGGCCUUAUCUGUGCCUUUGACCCUGUCUGACAAUGAACGGAGAAAUCAUUCGCAGCUGGCGAAUUUUCAACAUUUCAUGUCAGUGCACUGGAGCAUCCCAAGGCAAACCCCACAGGGGUACACGCUCCAUCUAACGUUGUUAGGACAGUCUAUCAUUGAUAUCACUGAACCGAAUCCAUCGCAAUCCUACCCAAGGCGCACCUCGCUUAGUCCAUAUCUUGCAGAUGAAAGUAGUAUUCCACUUAUUUCUGGUGAUAGUCAGCAGCCAUCAUUCCAUGAACGACCCUUUCCUAAGGGUACUGGUACGGGAAGAACCAGAUGGUUCUGCUCAUCCAGUGCGCAACAGCUUCUCUGUCCGAAUGAGGACAUUGUUGGUGUGGUUGGGGACCUCUACGUCCACACAAACACUCGUUCUAGAAUAACAUACAUAUGGGUCCUGCAUCCUGAUGAAGGUUGGGCCCCCAUUGAACCAGGGGAUGACCACCCUACUGUGCCUAAGAGGCGCUUACGAAUUCACAAAUGGUAA
Suillus subalutaceus is the source of this 666-nucleotide messenger RNA. RefSeq lists its product as uncharacterized. The transcript is spliced from 4 exons. NCBI's taxonomy places the organism in Eukaryota, Fungi, Basidiomycota, Agaricomycetes, Boletales, Suillaceae. The coding region runs from base 1 to 666 and encodes 221 amino acids. The record is from RefSeq and is a predicted model, not a curated record.